Messenger RNA from Portunus trituberculatus (swimming crab), 3598 nucleotides. RefSeq lists its product as uncharacterized. The record is from RefSeq and is a predicted model, not a curated record. NCBI's taxonomy places the organism in Eukaryota, Metazoa, Arthropoda, Malacostraca, Decapoda, Portunidae. Bases 1 to 3120 code for a protein of 1039 amino acids. The transcript has 18 exons. Gene Ontology annotation, molecular function: protein binding.
AUGGAGAGCCGGAAGGUGAGAGCAAGAGUCGUGUUUGCUUGGCUGGCCCUCCUCUCCUUCUCUCCAGCUUUGGGCAAGAAACACACCGCGCCCUUCCUCACAACGCCCUCCAGAACCUCACCAGCACCACAGGGAAGCACCACCAGCAUCUCCAGCACUGAAGCACCUCCAAGGACAGACCGAAGCACGACCACUUCAGCACUUCAGACCUCCAGCACUUCCUUUACCAGUCACAGAACACCAGAAACUCACGACUCUGUUCUGAAGGGGACCACAUGGCAGUCAUCUGAAGUGGAGGAUAAGAUAGGUGGAUUGCAGGAUGUGACUUCCGGCGCACCUGAGGCUUCCAUGAAAAGCUGUCCAAUGAACCUGUUCGGCUUCGUGGUGGCGGCAGGAGAUGUGGAGGCGUGCAGGAUUGAGUUAGUGGAGCUGGAAGGAUGUGACCCCAGGCAGGCCGAGAUGAUCCUUGUGUCGAAGGAGUCAGGUCACCAGAACGAAAACACGCAGAGUUACAAGGUACUGGAAGAGGGCGUGGUGGAGGUUUACCUGAAGGAGGACCUACCUGGCUUCUACCGCCUCUUCUGCGUCGACGCCCACACCUCCUCCAUCGUGGCGAGUAUCAAUGUGGGAUUCCCGGUGCUGGACGUGGAGGACUGGGGCUGCCUCUUCUACAACUGGGAGGAGUUGGAGUGCACAUGGGCCAGGCCUUACAACCCAGCCCAGAGCCCCAGAGAGGACUACUUACCCUGGCUCUGUGUGUCCGGCCAGUGCAAGUUUUGUGAGUGUGUGCAUGGCACGUGUCUGGAGUCUUCCUGCUUGAAAAAUUGCUGCGGCUGGAACGGCACCGCCUACCAAAGUACCGCGCAGAACGCGGGCAUGUCUUUGAAAUUCAUUGCGAAGAAUGCUUUAACUGAGGGAUACAAGGAGUUCACGCACACCUUUGAUCCUCUGGCGAUAGUGGUGCCCGCCAAGAUGUCCAACGUGAGCGUGGCGGGCGUGCCGGGGCGGCGCGAGGCGGUGGUGUGGUGGAAGCUGGCGGCUCCGAUGGGCACCUUUGCCGAGGCGGCCGCGGGCGUGGUGGUGCAGGUGGACCACCGCCUGGCCCAGGGCGUGGACUCACCACUAUGUGUGUGUGUGUGUGUGUGUGCGUGCGUGCGUGCAUGCGUGCGUGUGUGCGUGCCUAACAAGCCCGCCUUGCUGCAGGGGGCGUCGCUGCCGUGCCACAACCACGCCUGCAAGACCGGCCAGCACACAAUCUCGCUGGAGUUCUGGUGGUGCCGCUUCGAGGUGCGUGUGCGCGUGCGCUCUGCCGCGGCUCCGGAGAAUCGCUGGUGGUCAGACUGGGAACCCAGCUAUGUGAUAACCCCUCUCUCUGCGCCCGACGCCCCGCCGGCGGUGGGCCCCGGCACGUUCCAGGUGGCGGCGCGCGGGUUCCCGGGGCUGUGUGAUGUGACCCUCACCUGGCAGCAGGUGCCGCCGCUCCUCCACAACGGACCUGACUUCGGAUACCUUGUGCAGGUGUGCGGCGCCUCACGCGGUGGCGAGGGCGAGGGAGAAUGCGAGGGCGAGGGCGAGGCGGUGUUGGCGCAGGUCGCCGUCAGGGAAAGCUUCGUGGUGUUCCGCAACUUGUCCACCGCGGCGCCCUACACGCUGCGGGUGGCGGCAAGGAACAGCGAGGGCCACAGCGGCACCUGGGGGGCAGUGAGCGUGCCUCCCGACCGACCCGCGCUGCCCCUGCUGCCGGUGGUGGUGCAGCACGACAGGGCGGGGCAGGACACCCUGUACGAGCUGCGCUGGCAUCCCGGGGACGCGCCGAGCCACACUGUGUACGUGUGCACUGGCGAACAUGAAGGCACCAACCCGUGCACGGACCACCUGGCCUGGACCACCGUGGCCAACGCCUCAGCCGCCAACCUCACGCUGCGGGACUUCGGGCUGCUUGGCGCGGCGGAGCAGGUGACCUUCGCCUUGUCGAGGGAGGACCAGGCCGGGACGUCCAGCGGCCUGGCUUGGGACCGCUGCGUCACCCCGCAGCCCUUCAACACCGCCCGCGACCCGCCCCGUCUUGGGAACGAGGCCUUCGCGGGAAGCUCGUGGGUGAAGCUGUCGUGGUCACUGGACUGCCGCUCGUGGGCGGGCGUGGUAGAGGCCACGGAGGCUGCCUACUGCCGCGGCGCGCACCGCUACCCGUCCAACUGUACAGAGGAGGCGGAGAGCGUGAGGUGGGCGAGGUGGAAGGAGACAAUUAGUGUGGCGGGGCUGGAAGGCGGCCAGCGGUACACUGUGUGGCUGAGGCUGCAGUACCGCAGUGGAAUGUCUCAGUGGUCAGAGGGCGUCACUGUCACCAUAACGUCAUCACGUCACGUGGUGUGGUGGGUGGUGGCGACUGUGGUGGGCGUGCUGGUGAUCUUCACUCUGCUGCGGUGCCUCCAUAGGAGCAUGACUGCCGCCAAAAAGGACUUGACGCGAUACCUGCGGAUGCCGGACGGUCUCUCUGCCGCGAAACCUGACGCGAGAGAUAGAACAAUAGGAUCUGGAGGAGGAGAAGAAGGAGCAGCAGCAGCAGCAGCAGCAGGAGGACGAGAAGAGAAAUACACAACACGAGGGACGAUACUGAGCCAUGCCCUUGGACUGGAGGGAAACACUGCAUCACUCACGCCCUCCAUAAGGUCUUUGUCAUCGCUGGAUCGCUGUCCUUCCCCAAGUCCCUUCCUCACACACACGUCCUCCAUGGCAACUCAGAACACCCAGACCCUUGCCCCAGACUCUGCCUCGACCGCAGACUACAGAGAACUUGAACAUUCCUCACUCGUGGAGCCCUCAUGCGCCUACACACUUCUCCAGGAUGUCUUAACGAGCAGGGAGGGACUGGCGAGCGAUGGGGAGUGUCUGUUUACUGCUACAUCCGUCACAGCACUGUCAGGAACGCAGCCAGAGGGACACUGCGACUCCUAUGUCACCCUGGCAGACUCCCUCGCUUCCCUGUCAGUCCCGUGCGAGGCUAAGAUGCAGGACUUGGCGAGGGAAGCGAAGGGUGAACAGUGGGAAGGUACGCAACAAACGACUGGGUAUUGCAGGGUGGAUGAUGGUGUGACUCCAACGCUUCACCUCGUUACUUAAGUCUGAGCUGGCGUGGGUGUAGGAAAGAGGGAGGAUUGACUGCUACUGGGGACACAAGGACGAGUGUGGGAAUUGUUUACCUUUCUACACACCAAGGAAGAAAAGAACGAUCAGCUGCAGAGAGGGACAUGGUGGAAGGAAAAACUGUAUGAAAGAAUAAUGAUAUGAAAAAAUGGAAGUGAAAGAGACGAGUGGUGCAGUGAACCGUAUUAUGCUGAUGGUGAGAGCAGGGCGGUGUGAAUUAUAUAGUGAAGCAGGUGUACGUGAACAAGACAGUACUCGAAGUGUGGAUAAUAUCAGAAAGACGUUACCAGAUGGUCGAGUUCUCAGGCAGUUCAGUCUUAUCUGCAUCAUCUCCAAAGUGCCGCUGUGGUAGUCACCGAGGCGUUCAGCAGUGUGUUGGUGGUUGCCGUGAUAGAUUAGUGAGAAUUCUACAUCAUCAACUAGGAAACGAGAGAAAACACACAAAAAAAGUAAA